AUGUCUGGUCGCGGUAAGGGUGGGAAGGGCCUCGGGAAAGGAGGUGCUAAGCGCCACCGCAAGGUUCUGCGUGAUAACAUCCAGGGUAUUACCAAGCCGGCUAUCCGACGCCUAGCUCGGCGUGGCGGGGUGAAGCGCAUCUCCGGCCUCAUCUAUGAGGAGACCCGUGGGGUGCUAAAGGUGUUUCUGGAGAAUGUGAUCCGGGAUGCUGUUACGUACACUGAGCACGCCAAGCGCAAGACUGUCACUGCUAUGGACGUGGUCUACGCGCUCAAGCGCCAGGGACGCACUCUGUACGGCUUCGGCGUCCCCAAGCCCUCGUCAGCCUUUCCACCUACAGUGGCAAAUUCUCUGAAAACUCAGCUGCGUUGCCAGUUUUUACAGAGGUUUAGUGUAAGCUCGGGCUCAUCUAACCUAUGUCGACUGCGCUCGCACUCCCACGUCAAGGGCAAAGUAAUAAUACAGUAUAGCGAUAAUUGGCGCUGCUUGUGCAUGGCUCGCACGAAGCAGACCGCUCGCAAGUCCACAGGCGGCAAGGCGCCGCGCAAGCAGCUGGCCACUAAGGCGGCUCGCAAGAGCGCGCCGGCCACGGGCGGCGUGAAGAAGCCGCACCGCUACCGGCCCGGCACGGUGGCCCUGCGCGAGAUCCGCCGCUAUCAGAAGUCCACGGAGCUGCUGAUCCGUAAGCUACCGUUCCAGCGCCUGGUGCGCGAGAUCGCGCAGGACUUCAAGACCGACCUGCGCUUCCAGAGCUCGGCCGUGAUGGCGCUGCAGGAGGCGUGCGAGGCCUACCUGGUGGGUCUCUUCGAGGACACCAACUUCCAAAUAGUUUUCGGCAUGUCGGGUCGCGGCAAAGGUGGUAAGGGCCUUGGAAAAGGGGGCGCUAAGCGUCAUCGCAAAGUUCUGCGCGAUAACAUCCAGGGUAUCACGAAGCCCGCUAUUCGCCGUCUGGCCCGGCGUGGAGGUGUGAAGCGCAUUUCUGGUCUCAUCUACGAGGAGACGCGCGGGGUGCUGAAGGUGUUUCUGGAAAACGUAAUCCGGGACGCUGUCACCUACACAGAGCACGCCAAGCGCAAGACUGUUACCGCCAUGGACGUGGUCUACGCGCUCAAGCGCCAGGGACGCACUCUCUACGGCUUCGGCGGCUGA
Molecule: messenger RNA, 1149 nt
Organism: Globicephala melas (long-finned pilot whale)
Lineage: Eukaryota; Metazoa; Chordata; Mammalia; Artiodactyla; Delphinidae
Source: RefSeq, a predicted model, not a curated record